AUGGAUAGCAAAAUAAAAAUUUUAACUUUCCUUUGCUUCGCCACCACGGGAACGUAUUACAUUUGUGUACAUAAAAAGAAGGAAAUAAAGAAAUUGCUUAAUUCCUUAUUUUUAAAAAACAAAAAGAAUAAACACAAAAGAAAGAACCGUGUCCGGAGGAACACACCAAAUGGGCAUAAGAAUUUACCCUUAAGCAGAAUAGAGACAGAAGGCGAAUCCAGUGCAAGCGAAGUUAUUCUAGUAAAUGAUGAUACAUCUGUUAUAAGUUCUGAAAAUGAAUCAUAUUUUGUUGACACAUGUGGAGAAGAGACCCUGGGGAGAAUAAAUGGAAAACAAAGCCUGCACACAAGUAAUGAUAAGUUUAAUGGCAAGUCUUUUGAUAAGUCUACUUGUCAAAUGAAGGGCCACGAAAAUAACGGAAGUACGAGGAAAGAGAAAAAUUCCUCCAGUGACAGGGAAAGCACAUUAACCGACGUGGAGGAUAUUAACAACCUCAAUGGGAGAACCAAUUAUAAAUUUGUGCAAAUGAAAGCAAAACAGAAAAACUAUGGGAAAUACGUAAACAAGUACAAUAAUGGAAUCUCAAAAAAGGGAUCACAUGCAGAAAAAGAUGAUGAAAAAGUGGAUGAAAAAGAGGAUGAAAAAGAGGAUGAAAAAGAGGAUGAAAAAGAGGAUGAAAAAAAUUUAGCCGAAAAAUUCAACGAAAGUAGAGUUAUACUACCAGAAAAUUAUAAAAUAUAUUUCAAAUCCUUUGGAUGCGCUCACAACAGUUCUGAUUCUGAAUUUAUGAUGGGUCUUCUUGGCAACUACGGAUUUCAGUUUGUUAAAAAUGUAGAAGAGUGCGACAUUUGUAUAAUUAACAGUUGUACUGUGAAAAAUCCAAGUGAAGAAAGUAUGAAGACCAUUAUCAAUUAUGUAAAGAAGUUAAAUAAGGCUAAUGAGACCAGAGGUGGAGUAUCUCGAAUGGGAAAAACGAGGGACAAAGGGAAAAAUAAUAAACUUGGAGAUGACAAGAAAAGUGGAAAAGACAAGAAAACGAAUCAGGAUCACUCACCACAUGUAGAUUAUCUAACAACAUCAUCUUCAGGACUCUCGGAUUUUGAAAAUUGUGAUAAUUUCGAAACGAACAACUGUUGUGAAAAGGGGAAUAUAAACCCCUGCACAGAUGUCGUGAGAGAAACGGAAUCAAUAUGCGGAUGUACGUCUCAAAAGGAUGAAUCUUGUAUAAUUAAAAAAGAAAAUUGUCAAAUUGGAAUUGAUAUACAUACUCAAAAUGAAUAUCCUGACACGAGUGAAAAAAAAAAAAAAGUGGAAAAUCAGGGGGAAGAUUCAGUUCAAAUGGAUAGCUACAAAACUGAAGGCAUAUAUAGAAACGGAAAGGAAGAAGUGAAGAAAAUUUUUAAAACUAAAUCAAGGGAGGAAAAGAAAAAGCAUGGAAAAGACAUCAAAAUCAUUGUAUGUGGAUGUGUGCCUCAAGCAGAAAAAGAUAUGGAAAUAUUUGAGAAUGUUUCACUAGUGGGUGUAACUAACAUAGAUAAAAUUGUAGAUGUUGUUGAAAAUGUAAUUAACGGAUACAAUGUGAGAUAUCUGAAACAGUCGAAGAGAAUGACCUCUUUAAAUCUUCCAAAAAUACGAAAAAAUAAAUAUAUAGAAAUUAUUAAUAUUAAUAACGGAUGUUUAGGAAACUGUACGUAUUGUAAAACAAAAUUUGCAAGAGGAGAUUUAUCUAGUUAUAACAUUUCUGAUAUUAUUAGCAGAGUAAAAUAUGUGUGUAAUGAAGAGAAUAUAAAAGAAAUAUGGUUAACAUCCGAAGAUACAGGUGCAUAUGGUAUAGAUUUAAACACAAAUAUUGUUAAACUUUUGAAGGAAAUAUUAAAAUGUGUCCAAAAUAGCGACGUUAUGAUACGAUUAGGUAUGACCAAUCCACCUUAUAUCUUGAAACACGUCGAAGAUAUAUGCAAUUUAUUGAAACACAAAAAUAUGUAUGAAUUUAUUCAUAUCCCUGUACAAAGUGGUAGUAAUAGAGUAUUAAAAAACAUGAACAGGGAAUAUGAAAUUGAAGAUUUCAUAUAUGUAGUAGAAAAUCUGAGGAAAUAUGUCCCAUAUAUUACCAUUUCAACGGAUAUUAUAUGUGGAUUUCCAUAUGAAAUGGAAAAUGAUCACUUAGAAACAGUUAAUUUAAUAAAAAAAUAUCAAUUUCCUAUAUUAAAUAUUUCGCAGUUCUAUCCUAGAAGGGGCACUGUAGCUUAUAAUAUGAAAAAAAUUAAUACCAAAAUUGUGAAAAAGAGGUCGAGAGAGGUAACGGACGCAUUUCUAUCUUACUCAAAUAAUUAUAAAUUUUUGGAAGGAACGACACAGAAAGUGUUAUUCACAGAGGUGUCUACAAAAAGUGAAGAUAUUAUUGGCCACACAAAGCAAUAUGUUAAAGUGUUACUACAAAACAGGAACAACGAAAAUAUUCAUCUACUGAGUCAUUUCGCUAACUGCAAAAUUGUUUCUUCACAUAAAUGGCACGUAGUUGCAGAAUUGGUUUAA
This is a messenger RNA of Plasmodium gonderi, 2535 nucleotides long. Its product is annotated as tRNA modifying enzyme. The record is from RefSeq and is a predicted model, not a curated record. Gene Ontology annotation, biological process: tRNA methylthiolation. Gene Ontology annotation, molecular function: 4 iron, 4 sulfur cluster binding; tRNA (N(6)-L-threonylcarbamoyladenosine(37)-C(2))-methylthiotransferase activity. NCBI's taxonomy places the organism in Eukaryota, Apicomplexa, Aconoidasida, Haemosporida, Plasmodiidae. Gene Ontology annotation, cellular component: endoplasmic reticulum. Bases 1 to 2535 code for a protein of 844 amino acids. The transcript has a single exon.